GCUGUCUGAAGCCGGAGGACGGUGCUGCGGUAGAGGGAGUAGCAGUGCAUGGGCUUCAUACCGUUUACUGGAAUUUUAAACUGGCGACUUCUGUCCGAUUCCUCGCAGCUUCUCCCCACUGUCUCCCCAGUGGUACGCUCACAUCAUCAAUGGAACUGAAUCUGCGGCUCUGAUUUGAAACCAUCAUUUCAGCACAGUCUUCGGGUCUCCGGGAAAGAGACAGCAUUCCUCAAGGCCACUGGGUGUUGGUCGUGCGCGGCAGAGAUGGGUACAGCACUGUCUAUAUCUCCAACAACAAGAAAGACGGCCAUCCAUGAUGAUAAGACCGAGGGAGGACAUACGGCUAAUGGCAAGCCAGAGAAAAGCCUGAAGCGAAAUUCUGUAAUAUUAUCAGCCCUCACGUGGAAGCGACUGGUUGCCGCCUCGGCAAAGAAAAAGAGUACCAAGAAGAUUAACCCGAACCCCCCACCGCCGCAUACGAACAAGAACCAGGUUGAACACCUAAAUAAUGAAAAUUUAAAGAAAUCACAUCAAUCGAAUUCCGACUGGAAAGGAUCACAUCGGGAUCCGAAGCAAGGACCGCUCGCGGUACCAGUGCCGACUGUUCCCAACCAGAAUCUUAAUUCAAAUCAAACCCAGAGGGUCCCACUGAACGGUAAACAGCUAGUAACAGUAAAAAAACAACCUAGCAACCGAUCUCUAAUCUCCCCUAGACGGGUUAUUGUUCAAGCGUCAACGGGGGAGCUGUUGCGUUGUCUGAGUGAAUUUAUGUGCCGGAGGUGCUUUAAACUCAAAGAGCUUAGCCCCAGCGAGAUCAUCCUGUGGUUUCGAAACGUGGACCGGUCCCUCCUUAUCCAGGGUUGGCAGGACCAAGGAUUCAUUACACCGGCUAACCUGGUGUUUGUCUAUUUGCUGUGCAGAGAGGCGGUGACCGAUGAUAUCGAAAGCGAAUAUGAACUUCAGGCCACCUUCCUGACAUGUCUCUAUCUGGCUUAUUCGUACAUGGGUAACGAGAUUUCUUAUCCUCUCAAACCUUUUCUUGUGGAAACCAACAAGGAACUCUUCUGGGAGCGAUCCCUUAAAGUCAUUGAUAAAAUGAGUGCCAAAAUGCUGCAGAUAAAUUCGGAUCCGCAUUUCUUCACCGAGGUGUUCCAGGACCUAAAAAACGAGGGAGAAUCAAAAGAGACGAACGGCAAAUGGACUAAUAAUCUGGACCGCUAGCCAAAAAAAAAGUAGACGGAUAUCUCUCCUCACCCAUUGUUUCAGGGUGGUUGAAUGUAGGCUCCGAGUAUGAAUUUACGAUGAGAACAUGCACUAUAGUCGGUGAAUCAAACCAGACUUGUCCCUUUUUCGAUAAAAGAUGUCUCGUGUUGUUACAGUGUAAAAACAUACCUCGUGCUACUGUGAAUCACAGUACAUUAGGAUUCCAGUCAUGGGCAGUCCGUUAGCCUAAAUGCAUGCUUAAAAUAUUAUAAUUGUUCUUUAAUGGUAGCGUUGAAAAUGGGUUAGGCGAUACAGAGUUACAGUAAUUACAGCUGAUUUGCCAAUGUUUAGAUCAUUUGUGUGGAUAUUUAUUUUCAUCUUGAGGAACAAGACCCCGAGAAUAGCAUUAUUAUGUAACUGACGGGAGCUAUCCAUGGUCCUGGCCUUCAACAUAAUUUGCACAUAGCCUGCACUUGUUGAACCUCAUGCUCUCUCUUUGAUCUUUGAAUGUAGAAAUUUACUGCGGCAUAAAAAGUAGAUAUUGUCCUAUGUGCCAACUGUUAUAUUAUAAAACAUAUUGUUUUAUAUCAUUUAUUUUAAAUGAAAUUUAUCAACAGAAAUGUUAUCGAAAUCCGUGAAAUUACAUUUGAAUAUUUUUUUUCAUUUGUAUUUUUAAUGGGAGAUGAACAAAAGAAAAGCAAUGUAACUGGUAUUUGUGAAUGUAGAAACUGCAUCUGCCCCCUCAUCGGUGUGCAGAAUUCACCCAGUAAAGCUCUCCAUUUUCCUGAAAUGCCAAAACAAUAUAACCUUCAACUCAGUUGACUUAUUUGAGAUCUGUGUUACUAUUCCUAUUUGUUACACACCAGUAUAGGGAGUUCAUUUAAUCACUUGCUUUGUUUCUCAAUUAAGGAAGUUAAAACUGGGGACUUUAUGUGUAAAGUAAGCUGCUCUCUGGAAUGGUCCCAACAUUAGUGAUAUGUUUAAUAUGUAAAAUAACAAAUGUAAACACUCAUGAUGUUCUGCUAAGAUAAUAUGAUGAGCUCCGGUUCUUUUAAGAAACAAUCGGGUGGAGGGUUAUGUCAGCCAAAAAGCGAGUGCUUAAAAUGACAAAAGGUCAUGCUCUUUUAACUCUAAUCCUAAUUAGCAGAUUUCAAACGUGUUUCUUUUCAUUUCUGUCAAACCGCCAAAUGUACUGCAGAAACUACCUGUUUUUUUAUUGUGACACUUUUUCCAUCUGACUCCAUUUUCACCUGGGUCUUUUUAAUCGUAUGUGUCCAAGAAGAGCUUUGAAGAACAACCAUUUCCAUCUGGGAGAAAACCAUGUAGCCUAUAAAUAUUUUCCGAUUACAUUUAAAAAUGCAUUUUUGUUUUAUUUAUUUAUUUUAAAAAAUACAGGUACAUUUGGUGUACUGUCAAUGAUUGUGAACAAUGUAAAAUGAAAAGUCAAACGUAAAACUAACCGGUGGAUCAAUAAAAUUAAACACAACUGGAA
Messenger RNA from Conger conger (European conger), 2695 nucleotides. RefSeq names its product cyclin-dependent kinase 5 activator 1-like. Gene Ontology annotation, biological process: positive regulation of cyclin-dependent protein serine/threonine kinase activity; brain development; activation of protein kinase activity. The transcript has a single exon. The record is from RefSeq and is a predicted model, not a curated record. Gene Ontology annotation, cellular component: cytoplasm; protein kinase 5 complex. Lineage: Eukaryota; Metazoa; Chordata; Actinopteri; Anguilliformes; Congridae. Gene Ontology annotation, molecular function: cyclin-dependent protein serine/threonine kinase activator activity; protein kinase binding. The coding region runs from base 265 to 1221 and encodes 318 amino acids.